Molecule: messenger RNA, 1299 nt
Organism: Aureococcus anophagefferens
Lineage: Eukaryota; Pelagophyceae; Pelagomonadales; Pelagomonadaceae
Gene: AOT5
Exons: 1
Coding region: 1-1299 (432 amino acids)
Biological process (GO): amino acid transmembrane transport
Molecular function (GO): amino acid transmembrane transporter activity
Source: RefSeq, a predicted model, not a curated record
AUGGACAGCGCGCUGCGGGACUCGACCGGGGGUGCCGAGGAAGCAUUACUAUUGAACUCCGACGCGCCGGAGCGGCAGCGCGUCGCGAGCUUUUUGUCGUGCGUGUUCAACCUCACGAACACGAUCGUGGGGAGCGGCAUGCUCGGCCUGCCGGCGGCGUUCAGCAACGCCGGGUCGCUGCUCGGCUGCGCCUUCCUCGUGCUGUUCGCGUCGACUUCGGCCUUCGGGCUCCACCUCCUCGCGGCCGCCGCGCGCAUCGUGAGCGCCAAGGCCGGCGGCGACGCGCCGUCGAGCUUCCGCUCCGUCGCGACGGCGGCCGCGCCGCGCUUCGCCGUCCUCAUCGACGGGGCCGUGGCCGUGAAAUGCUUCGGCGUGGCGACGUCCUACCUCAUCGUCGUCGGCGACACGAUGCCCGUCGUCAUGGCCAAGCUCGGCGGCUUCGCGGCGAACCGGAGCCCGUGGAUCGUCGGCGCGGCGCUCCUCGUGGCGCCGCUCUGCUACAUGCCGCGCCUCGAUGGUUUGAAGUUCGCGAGCGCGCUGAGCCUGGGGUUCGUCAUGUUCCUCACGGUCAUGAUCGUCGAGUACUAUUUGGAGGGCGGCGGCGGCGGCGACGUCGGCACGACGUCGCUCGCGGUCUUCGACCUCGACACGGCCAAGACCAUGACCAUCUUUAUUUUUGGCUACACCUGCCACCAGAACAUCUUCGCCGUCGUCAACGAGAUCAAGCGCCCGACGCCCGCGCGGCUCGACGCGGUCGUGGCGACGUCGAUCGGGACCGCGUGCGGCAUCUACCUCUUGGUCGCGGUCUGCGGCUACAUGACCUUUGGGGACAAGGUCCAGGGCGACAUCCUCGACAACUACCCCGUGGAGCCGGCGAUCACCGUCGCGCGGGUCUUCGUCGCGGCGCUCGUCGCGCUGUCUUUCCCGCUCCAGUGCCACCCGUCGCGCGCGUGCGUCAUGAGCCUGCUGCAGGGCGCGCGGCCGCCGCCGCCGGACGACGCGUCGGACGCCGCGCUCGCCCUCCGCAAGCGCGCCGAGGACCGCCGGACCCGCGCGGAGCACGUCGCCGUCACGACGGUGUUUUUGGUCGGCGCGACGCUCAUCGCGCUGUCCGUGGAGUCGCUCUCGACGAUCCUGUCCGUCGUCGGCGCGACGGGCUCGACGGCCGUGUCCUACAUCCUGCCGGGCGGCAUCUACUACCGCCUCGCCGAGCCGUCCCCGAAGCGGACCCUCGCGCUCGGCCAGUUCCUCCUCGGCUGCUGCAUCGUCCCCACGGCCCUGACGCUCAUCUUCGUCUAG